UGUUUACAAAUCAGACCUGGAGUGGCUGCGGGGUGUUGGUUGGGUCCCCAUUGGUUCCCUGGAAGUGGAGAAGGCCAAGAAGGCUGGGGAGAUCCUGAGUGACAAAAUCUACCGCCAGCACCCGGACACCAUCAAGUUCACCAGCAUCCCAGACUCCCUGCCCAUGGUGCUGGCCAAGCAGAACGCGGACACCAUGAACAAGCGUUUAUACACCGAAGCCUGGAACAAAGACAAGACCUCGAUUCACGUCAUGCCUGACACCCCAGAAAUCCUGCUGGCCAAACAAAACCGAGUCAACUACAGUGAGAAAAUGUACAAACUGGCCUUGGAGGAAUCGAAGAAGAAGGGCUACGAUCUGCGUUUUGAUGCCAUUCCCAUCCAAUCUGCCAAAGCCUCCAGAGAGAUUGCCAGUGAUUACAAGUACAAGGAGGGGUAUCGGAAGCAGCUGGGCCACCACAUCGGGGCCCGCAACAUCGAGGACGACCCCAAGAUGAUGUGGUCGAUGCACGUGGCCAAGAUCCAGAGUGACAGGGAGUACAAGAAGGACUUUGAGAAGACCAAGACACACUUCAGCAGCCCUGUGGACAUGCUGGGGGUGGUGCUGGCCAAGAAAUGCCAAGUGUUGGUGAGCGACAUCGACUACCGGCACUACCUGCACCAGUGGAUCUGCCUGCCCGACCAGAACGACGUGAUCCACGCCAGGCAAGCCUAUGACCUGCAGAGUGAUGCUGUUUACAAAUCAGACCUGGAGUGGCUACGAGGUAUUGGCUGGGUUCCUAUUGGUUCCUUGGAAGUGGAGAAGGCCAAGAGAGCUGGAGAAAUCCUGAGUGACAGGAAGUACCGUCAACCUGCAGACAAAAUCAAAUUUACCAGUGUGACAGACUCCUUGCCCAUGGUCUUAGCCAAGCAAAAUGCUGAGAUAAUGAACAAGGUGAGGAAGGCCUACCACGACUCCAAGACCCAGAUCCACAUCCCCGUGGAUGCCCUGUCGGUGCAGGCGGCCAAGGAGUGCCAGGCACUGGUCAGUGACAUCGACUACAAGCAGUACCUGCACCAGUGGACGUGUCUUCCCGACCAGAACGACGUGAUCCACGCGCGGCAGGCCUACGACCUGCAGAGCGACAACGUGUACAAGUCCGACCUGGAAUGGCUGAGAGGCAUUGGCUGGCUGACAGAAGGGUCUGUGGAGGUGGUGAAAGCCAAGAAGGCGCAGGAGCUGCUCAGUGACCGCUUGUACCGCACGCGGCCCGAGCAGCUCAAGUUCACCAGCAUCACCGACUCCCUGGACGUUGUCCUGGCCAAGACCAACGCCAUGCAGCUCAGUGAUCGUCUCUAUCGUGAGGCCUGGGACAAGGACAAGACCCAGAUCUCUGUGCCUUCUGACACUCCUGUGAUGCUGCAGUCCAAAGUCAACGCUCUCAACAUCAGCAAUAAACAUUAUCAGAAGGCCUGGGAUGAGGCCAAGGCAAAGAGCUACGACAUAAGAGCUGAUGCCAUUCCCAUCAAACAAGCCAAGGCCUCCAGGGACAUCUGCAGUGAGUACAAGUACAAAGAGACCCACGAGAAGCAGAAGGGGCACUACAUCGGGUGCCCCAGCGCCAAGGACGACCCCAGGCUUGCGUUGGCGGCGCGGGCCAUGGCGCUGCAGAAUGACCGCCUCUACAGGAAGGCCUACCACGACUCCAAGACCCAGAUCCACAUCCCCGUGGAUGCCCUGUCGGUGCAGGCGGCCAAGGAGUGCCAGGCACUGGUCAGUGACAUCGACUACAAGCAGUACCUGCACCAGUGGACGUGUCUUCCCGACCAGAACGACG
This is a messenger RNA of Empidonax traillii (willow flycatcher), 1814 nucleotides long. Its product is annotated as nebulin-like. The annotation marks the transcript as partial. The transcript is spliced from 10 exons. Gene Ontology annotation, cellular component: Z disc. Gene Ontology annotation, biological process: cardiac muscle thin filament assembly. Lineage: Eukaryota; Metazoa; Chordata; Aves; Passeriformes; Tyrannidae. The record is from RefSeq and is a predicted model, not a curated record. Gene Ontology annotation, molecular function: actin filament binding.